Molecule: messenger RNA, 1077 nt
Organism: Arabis nemorensis
Lineage: Eukaryota; Viridiplantae; Streptophyta; Magnoliopsida; Brassicales; Brassicaceae
Source: the annotation of a GenBank genome assembly
AUGGAGAAUCGACGGCGGAGGAAGAAGGAAGAGUUGGUUAAUUCGAAAAUCGCGGUUUGUUUGGUUGGAGGAGCGAGACGGUUCGAGUUAACCGGACCGUCGAUUAUAGAGAAGAUUUUAAAGGUUUAUCCUAAUGCGGAUUUGUUUCUUAAUAGUCCUCUUGAUCAAAAUUCGUUCAAGCUUCGGUUGCUUAAAGACGCACCAAGGCUCGCUUCGGUUCGUAUCUUUGAGCCUAAACCGAUCGUCGAGGCUGAGCCGAUGAUUCGAGUCCUUACACCAAUGCAUUCGCCAAAUGGCAUUAAGGGCUUAUUACAGUACUUCAACCUCGUGGAAGGUUGCAUUACGAUGAUAAAGGCACACCAAAAAGAGAAUAACUUCACAUAUGACUGGAUAGUCCGGACCCGUGUUGACGGUUAUUGGGCUGACCCGCUCGACCCGGAAUACUUUAUACCGGGUCAGUACCUAGUCCCACCUGGAUCUUCCUACGGUGGUCUCAACGACCGUUUCGGCGUCGGCGAUCUCAACACCUCAACGGUGGCUCUCUCUCGUCUCUCCCUCAUCCCGGACCUCGACUUAGCCGGUUUAACCCGUCUCAACUCCGAGUCAGCCUUCAAGGCUCAGCUCUCGACUCACCGUGUCCCUUACGUCACUAAAUCCCUCCCUUUUUGUAUCAUGACCGAUAGGACCUACGAUUUCCCUCCGGGUGACUACGGAGUUCCCGUGACGGCCAUUUCGAGCCGCGGACCGUUGAACGGUGCUAAAUGCCGUCCUUGCACGGUCGCGUGCCGCGGCUCGUGCGUGGCGGAAGUGAUGGGAAAGCUAAACCGGGAAUGGAGCUGGACGGAGUGGGAGAACGAGACGGUGGAGCUUUGCGACGCAAGUGGAGACUGGGAGAAAGGGUGGGAGAAGAUUUUUGACGGUGUCGCCGGAGAAAAACUCGCACGUGCAAGGAAACGAGUCGGAGGUUUGGAUUCGAGGAGAUGUGUGGAAGAGUUUGAUGAGAUGAGAGGAAAGACCGUUAAAUGGGAAGCUCCCGCCUCCGAACAGAUUUGUAUGUUGGGCUUAACGCCCAAUUAG